AUGUACACUGUUGAUGAGUCGCUACCCAACUCCAUCCGUGCAUUCAUGGGCACGCUGUUCCGUGUAUUGGGUACCAUUGUUGUUAUUGCCUAUGCCACACCGAUUUUCCUGAGUGUGGUAUUACCCAUGGCCGUUGUCUACGUGCUUGUCCAGCGCUUCUAUGUCGCCACAUCUCGUCAG
This is a messenger RNA of Sphaeroforma arctica JP610, 180 nucleotides long. RefSeq lists its product as hypothetical. The record is from RefSeq and is a predicted model, not a curated record. Gene Ontology annotation, biological process: transmembrane transport. The transcript has a single exon. Gene Ontology annotation, cellular component: membrane. Lineage: Eukaryota; Ichthyosporea; Ichthyophonida. Gene Ontology annotation, molecular function: ATP binding; ABC-type transporter activity. The annotation marks the transcript as partial.